Messenger RNA from Xylaria bambusicola, 1425 nucleotides. RefSeq lists its product as uncharacterized. The coding region runs from base 261 to 1166 and encodes 301 amino acids. The transcript has 4 exons. NCBI's taxonomy places the organism in Eukaryota, Fungi, Ascomycota, Sordariomycetes, Xylariales, Xylariaceae. The record is from RefSeq and is a predicted model, not a curated record.
UAGGGUGUAAGUCGGGGAAUGUUGACUGCUGAUUGGUCCGUGAGGGGUAGUCGAGGUGAGUGGGCAGACUCGCAUCCUACUACUUCGCCCAUAAAAGGCCCCCCAUCCUCCUACUCUUAUAUUCCCACACUCUUUCCUUCUCUCCAUCCCAAGUGAAAGUUAUCAAAUAGUCAUCAUAAAACAACCCAAAAACACUCAGUUCCAUCACCUUCAUCAAGAAGAAUUCAAGGGAAUAUCCGAACACACCUUCAAAAGCCACUAUGUCUGCCUCGCGGCAUAGCUACGGAAGACAGAAAGAACCUCUUUACCUAGGAUAUGAGGAUCAGGACUUCAUCAUGUAUCCUGCUCAAGGGUCUCAGGGAGACCUCUCGGACUGCAGGAGCUUGGAUAUGAAUAUAUCAUUGCACAAUUCUCCAGUGCACCGUGAAAGGAGAUAUAGGUCUUCACAUGCCUCUGGUUAUUCAUAUCCGAGAAGUCAGCGAGAUGACUCAGCUUCGUACAGUGAUAGAAGCAUUCCUAGGUCUAGAAAUUCGCUUGAAGUCGUUUCUUUCGACCCAAACAGCAAAAGAGGACGCAAAUCCAAGACCAAGGACGAGAGAUCCUUGAUGCAGAGGAGUUGGGCCGAAACACCAGCACUCCCAAGACCAGGCACACCAGAGUUUUCAGAGCCCGCAAAAUUGUCAAGCUCACCGAGGACACGUGAGAAGACAGAGAGGUUCAGUGAAAAGGUGUACCUGAGCACUGGUCAACCGGAAAGGGCCUCAGGUGCCGUAGUGCGGCGAAGGGACAGCCUGAGAGGGCAGUCUGGGGACUACCUUACAAGAGUUUCAGGCAACGGGGACACCACCGACGGGCUCCACCAAUACGGCAGGCACAGCAAUCCCCUGCCUAAAAGGUUUCACGCCGGGGAAGGGCAGCGGGGCCAUCUGCCUCCAGCGCCUAUGAUCCCAAGACUCCCUACUCCCGAUUUCGAAUCGACCUCCUCAUAUGAAUUGAGGCAUUCCAAAUACGAGUUCUGCGCUUGCUGCCACAGCUCAGAUGACAGGUAUGAGGCAGAUGACGUACGCUGGAUGAAAGGGAAGGCUAAGAUGGAAAAGCAAGUGGACAAUGCGAGGGCUUACAUCUCUCGAAUGGCAAUGGGCGACCGAUUGAUCGCGGACGCCUAGGUAAGCUAGGUUGGUCGAUCGGACCGGGUCGGGCGGGUUCCUUAGGCAUACCUGUCAGGUGUACGGAUUAGGAGUCAGGCGUUCAGGAAACCGGUAAGGUAGGACUCAGCCGGGGCAACAGGAUCUCGCUAUAAUUAAUGAUUAAUGGGCUAAGGAGGGCAGACUGUACUGGGUGCCCGCGAGCGGACCAAAAAGGGAAGUUCUGGAUCUUCUGUUGGGCAUUCUUUCUUUUUUGGAAAAUUUUAUUUAGUCGCCUGAA